AUGAAAAAUUCAAGGAGGAGGCUGGUCACUUUGGCUAUACUAGCUCUCAUCGUCCUCCUGGCGGUGGGAAUUGUUGCAUUUUCUCGCUCAAAACCUUCGCUCAACCUCAAAAAUGACAACUCUCUCUUCUCUUUGCUUUCGUCUCAGUCGGAAAAAUCUCAAGAAGAGCUUGUGGCGCGUCUUGAAAAGCUCACUAGAAAGCUCACCAGCGAUCAGGACGCCAGACUCCUGCUGUUGGAAAAACAAAACGCCGAGUUGUUGCGACAAAUACGACUUCUCCGAUCACCUCCACCAUCGGCAACGAUCCGGGAAAAAUUGGCACAUCUUUAUCCAUACGACCCCUCGGUGAGGUUCCCGGCGUAUAUUUGGCAGACCUGGAAACAUGGGCUCAAUGACGAAAGAUUUGAUGAAAAGUAUCGUGAGGGAGAAACGCAAUGGGCAAUGAAAAAUCCCGGGUUUGUCCACGAACUUUUCAACGACGAUACCUCCUACGCCGUGGUCAGGCACCACUUUCAGGCAAUUCCAGAAAUUAUCGACGCAUACGAGGCGCUUCCAGAGGUGAUUUUGAGAAUGGAUUUUUUCCGCUAUCUAAUACUUUUUGCCAAGGGAGGUGUUUAUGCCGACAUUGAUACCUAUCCAUUGCAGCCGAUUCCAAAUUGGAUCCCAGAAAACGUGGGGGCAGACGAGAUAGGUAUCAUUGCUGCUAUUGGUUUGGACUCAAACCUGCCCCGUUGGCGUGAAGAAGCAGCCAGAAGACUAGAGUUCAGCCAGGCGAUUAUACAAUGUAAACCGGGCCAUCCAGUUCUUAGAGAAAUCAUCUCCAAUAUUGUCCAGCAUACCCAAGAAAGAAAACGGAAGGAUACUCUCAAAGUCGAAGGAAGCUCGAACCAAAAAGGUUUGGCUAUCAGCCAAUGGACCGGUACAGGCAGAUGGACAGACACCAUCCUUGGUUACUUCAAUGACUACAUUCAAUCGUCUAUUUAUCAUGAAAUCACAUGGAAAGAAUUCCACGACUUGCAAGUUCCCAAACUAGUGAGUGACAUUCUUGUUCUUCCAAUCAAAUCCUUUGCUCUGACAGAAGAGAUACCUAAAGACGGCAAGGUGGAGGAUCCUUUAGCAUUUGCCAAGCACUAUCAAGGAAAGAUUUGGAAAACUACAUAA
This is a messenger RNA of Meyerozyma guilliermondii ATCC 6260, 1161 nucleotides long. RefSeq names its product alpha-1,6-mannosyltransferase (gene HOC1). The transcript has a single exon. NCBI's taxonomy places the organism in Eukaryota, Fungi, Ascomycota, Pichiomycetes, Serinales, Debaryomycetaceae. Gene Ontology annotation, molecular function: alpha-1,6-mannosyltransferase activity. Bases 1 to 1161 code for a protein of 386 amino acids. Gene Ontology annotation, biological process: protein N-linked glycosylation. Gene Ontology annotation, cellular component: mannan polymerase complex. The record is from RefSeq and is a predicted model, not a curated record.